Molecule: messenger RNA, 930 nt
Organism: Colletotrichum fioriniae
Lineage: Eukaryota; Fungi; Ascomycota; Sordariomycetes; Glomerellales; Glomerellaceae
Gene: syf2
Product: Pre-mRNA-splicing factor SYF2
Cellular component (GO): Prp19 complex; catalytic step 2 spliceosome; post-mRNA release spliceosomal complex
Source: RefSeq, a predicted model, not a curated record
AUGCCUCCUGCUAAGAAGAGAAAGACGAAUACGGGUACCGCCGCCAAGGAGGAAGCCCACACUGCAGCGCCAGCAAAGUCUGUCGCGCCUGAAGAGACCGAAGCAACAGAACCUAGCACGACCACGGAAACCGCAUCCGCGACAGCAGAAUCGGCAGCAUCAUCACAACCCACACCGGAAGAUGCCGCGGCAAAAUCACAGGACCGCAUGGCGCGCUUCAAGGCCCUCAAAGCCCGCGCCAAGAACUCGUCCGACCAGAAUUUGAAGGAGGCGACGCUCGAAUCACAACGUCUCGCAUCAGACCCCAGCCAGUUAACAGCGAUCCACCGAAAGCAGGCCGUCGCUUCGCAAAAGCUUCUCAAAGCGGACAUUGAAGAUGCCGGCGGCGACUUUGAGCGGAAGCGCGCCUGGGACUGGACGAUUGACGAGAGUGAGAAGUGGGACAAGCAUGUAAAGAAAAAGGAGGCGCACCGCGACAACAACGCAUUCCAAGACUACACUGCCGAAAGCAACAAGGUGUAUAAGCGCCAGCUGAGGAAUAUUGCCCCCGACAUGGAAAAGUACGAAAAGGACAAGAUGGCGGCCAUCGAGCGCGCCGCUGCCUCGGGCGGCCUCGACAUUGUCGAGACUGAGGACGGAGAGCUCAUCGCUGUGGAUAAGGACGGAUCUUUCUACUCGACAGCCGACUCAACCACAUUCGCACAGAACAAGCCGGACAAGGCGGCAGUGGAUCGGCUGGUGGAAGACCUCAGGAGGGCGGAGGCGAACAGACUCAAGAAGAGAAAGGACCGCAUGGCGCAGAACGGCGACGACGGUGAUGUGACGUACAUCAACGAGAAGAACAAGCAGUUCAACCAGAAGCUGGCGCGCUUCUACAACAAGUACACUGCGGAGAUUAGGGACAGUUUUGAGCGAGGAACCAUGAUUUGA